This is a messenger RNA of Didymodactylos carnosus, 588 nucleotides long. Lineage: Eukaryota; Metazoa; Rotifera; Eurotatoria; Philodinida; Philodinidae. The record is from the annotation of a GenBank genome assembly.
AUGCAUUGGAUUCUUAGACACCCUGAUCUCAAAUUAAUGUUAAAAAAUACAUCUGUUGUUCGUGAAACAAUAUUACAUACAAUAAGAGAUAAAUUAUAUAAUUCUGGAAGUUCAAAUGUUCAACAAUGUAAUGAUUUACAGAAUGAAACAAUUGCUUGCAUGAAUGGACUAUGUCGUGCAGAAUUAGGUGCGUUUGAUAAUCCUGAGGAUCCUGUACCAUUUUAUAGAACAUAUUGUAAUCAUUCUCCGCUUGAAGAUCCAUUUCAAAACAAAACUGGCUUCUUCGAUGUAGUUCCACAUGGUUAUCCGCCGCCUGGUGAAAAUAUGCAUAACUUUUAUUAUGUUUGUAAUCAAAAUUUAUGUAAAAAUCAAGAAACAGUAAAUGUAAUUCAAAAAUUGAUUCAUGAUUACAACACUAAUGAACUUCAAGGGCAAGGCUUCCUGCAGCCCUGUCCUCUGUCCAUGUACUUUGGUGUGAUGAUGCCAUCUCAAACGGUUUUCCACCGAAACUCAACUGAACCCAAUCUUGGACUUGAUCGAGCUAGCAAAGGAUGUGAACUUCUCCUCACUCUCAAGAUUUUUCCUUAG